CGGUUUAGAUCUAAACCGCCACACGAGAAUCUAUUGAUCUCGGUUUAAUAGUAGUAUUAAAGACUCGUUCUACGAGGAUGAUGGCGGGUAAAAUUGGGAGGCUUCCGGUUUAGACCAAAACCGCCACAGGAGAAUCUAUCAACGCCUGAGAAUAAUUGGUCUUUGGUCAAAAUUCAAUUUUAAUUCUCUAUUUGGUCAAUUCAAUUCAUUUAAUUUUCUAUUCUUAGUGUAUGCUCUGCCUAUCAGCAAAAAAACUAUAUAUAUUUACAGCUACCAUCAUCAUCUUCUUCAUCAAACAUAAUCACAAAACUUCAGAAAAAAGUCAAGAAACCAACGAAUCAAGAACCGGUUUAGUUCUUGUAUACACACACACACACCAAUGGCUUCAUUGCAGGUUUCAAGAUUAGUUCUUUCGUCUUCCUCUUCUUGCAUGAGACCUAAAGCUGCGGUCUCCAUCCCGAAACUGCCGAAAUUUAACGUCUCUGUUCCGAAGAUACCGACUUUGUCGGUUAAAGAACCGAGCUUUGAGGUGGAUGGGUUCAUGGAAACCCUUCCUCUUCCGUUGAAACAGAGGAGAGACUCUGAUUCUAUCCAAAGGGCACGCCUGAAUGCAGUUCUUGAAGCAGUUAUGGAUAGGAUCGAGAUGCACAAGAACAUCGGAGAUCAACGGAACAAUUGGAACUCUUUGUUGCUCAAUUCCGUCAACAUGAUCACUCUCACAGCCGCUUUGAUGGCUGGAAUAGCCUCUGUUAAUGUUCACGGAGGAGACUCUGUAACGGCCGUGAAGAUAGCUUCGACGGUUUUGUUAGCUUCUGCCACAAGUAUCAGUGCCUUGAUGAGCAAGAUUCAACCGUCGCAGCUCGCUGAAGAACAGAGGAACGCCACGAGGCUGUUCAAGAAGCUCAGAACAGAGCUCGAAAUGUUUCUGAGAGAAAACGAGGCAAUCUACGAGGAAGAUGUGAAGGAAGCGAUACAGAGAGUGUUGGCUCUAGACAAAGCUUACCCUCUUCCUCUAAUCGGAACAAUGCUCGAGAAGUUUCCCGAAGAGUUUAAACCGGCGACUUGGUGGCCUGAAAACAAACAGAGAAACCCUAAGACAGGUCUUGCGAACGGGUGGAGUCAAGAGCUGGAGAUGGAGAUGAGAGAAGUGGCUCAUGUGGUUAAGACCAGAGACGCAGAAGAGUAUGAGAAAUUAGGUAACGUGGCGUUGAAGCUAAACCGGUUCUUGGCUAUCUCUGGACCGGUUUUAACCGGAGUUUCUGCAGUGAGCUCUGUUUUUAUCGGUCAAGAUUCCGGUUUAGCUGGAGUUGUGGCGAUGACUUGUGCUUCUUUGGCUGCGAUUGUCAACACUUUGGAGCAUGGUGGUCAAGUGGGAAUGGUGUUUGAGAUGUAUAGAAACUCUGCGGGAUUCUUCUCUCUGUUAGAAGAAACGAUGAACUCGACAGAGAAGAGAGAGCAUGGACAGGUGUUUGAGACAAAAGUUGCGUUGAAGCUAGGGAGAAGCUUGUCUGAACUGAGAGAUCUCGCAAGGAAAUCUAAAAUCUCUCAGGUUAAGGCUAAUGAAUUUGCAAGCAAGCUUUUCUAGGUUUUAGUAGAGAUAACUUCCAUUGAUUUGUAUAGAUGAAUUCAUUCAUUCUUUGAUUUAUUUGUAUCGACAAAUUUAUUUUACUUUUACAAAAGACAAUAUAAACCGAUUGGUAUGAAAUUUUCACACCAAAAAAAUGACCAGAACAUUGAGAACUUGUUUAAAAAAAAAAUUAACAUUUAGAACCAAUACUAGAUUUAGAUCCGUGUAGACCCCGGUCGGGUUGGAAAGCCAAAGUAACAACAUGUUCAAUACCACUAGGCUGCUUCAAUAUUGUAACUACCUGCAUAUUAUUAAUAUAUAUAUGAUUUUAAUUUAUUUUUCUUUUUACAAAAUAAAAUAAAAAAUAGAUAAAACAUAAUAUUUUGGGUUUGAAAUUAUAUACCUGAACCGAUCUGGAAUUGGAUGGAACCGACCCGAAUCCAAACCGAAAUUCUACCAAGUACUAUUUGGAUAUAAUUUCUCUAUAACCGAUAUCCCCAAAACCGAACAAGUUUUACCCGAAACCAACCCGAAUACCUGAAGUCGCAGCCCUACAUCAUAUUAUUAAAUAUUAAUAGUAGCUAACUAUUAAUAUUUAUUUUAUCAUAUAUAUAUGUACGUAUAUCUAUUUUUACGUUUUCUAUAAAAACUAUAUUAUUAUAUAUUUGGUGAGGGUUUUGAAGAAUUUGUUUCUUGCACUUGGAUUAAUUUUUUUAUCCAUUAAAGAUACUCGUGUUAUUGACUUUGUGAGAAUUAAAGUGAGCGCGAUACGUAAAAAACUGAUUUAUCAAAUAUUAUUAUAGAGAUAGGAAAUGCAAUUUCUCAUAAAAUAAUAAGAAUAUUUUUAUUUUUUCUAAAGUUUCCCCUAGUUUUAAUAGCAACAUUUUCCCAUUAUAAGGUGUUAAUGGUUUAUAUAUUUUGAUUGAUUUAGAAAUCCAUAUAGUAUUUAUAAAUCCAAGUAAAAUAUGCAAAUCCGGAGGUUUUCCCUCGGAUUUGAGUCUUUGUAUUUUUAACUAAAAAAUCCAAACAAAUCCA
Messenger RNA from Brassica rapa (field mustard), 2602 nucleotides. Its product is annotated as probable F-box protein At4g22030. NCBI's taxonomy places the organism in Eukaryota, Viridiplantae, Streptophyta, Magnoliopsida, Brassicales, Brassicaceae. The record is from RefSeq and is a predicted model, not a curated record.